GACAAACAUCAUUGGCAUCUUAUUCUUUUGCAUAAUUUAAGCCCACCCCUCUCUCCCUCUCUCUCCCUCUCUCUAUCAAAUUGUAAGUAGCAGCAGAGAGAAUCAGAAGUUGUAAUGAAUCAAACAGUACUAGUAGUCAUUAGUUUGAUCAGAUUUGAGUUCCAGACUCCCAUCAGUCCCAUGCUAGCUUUAGCCUAGCUUCUCUCCUUGCCACCUCACCAUCCCAAUUCAACUCUGAAAAAGCCUGUGCACAACUCUUACUUCUCUCCAACUUCUUGGGAUUGGUGCCCUCUCUUCAUCCUCCAUCCCAAAGAUUUCCUGUGGGCCUCCCCUCCCUCCUGCCUGCAUGCCUCUGUCUAAAAGAAAAGGAGAUAUCAGAGUCAUCAAUCAAUACUAGAACAACAUAGUUAGUUGUGCGUCAAGAACAUAAAAAAGGUUCAUUUAUCCUUUUUGUGUGUGUUUGGUUGAUGUAUGGCUGGUGAUCAAGAAAAGGCAAGAUCAAACAACAUGGUUCCAUCAUCCAGGGAGGACUAUUCGUGUUUCGAAGAUCAGACGGCACCGCAUCUGGUGAGGCAAUUGCAGAGCUUUAAUGAUCAUCAGUCCAACAAUCCUACCGAGAUUUAUAAUUUGACUACAAGCAUGGAGAUGAUAAAUUUCCCUCAGACUAGUAAAAAUCUUGAUACUAAUUCGGUUUUCUGGAAAGGGUUUUCUGGUGAUGCUGGUGGCUCGUCCUCUUCGUCGAAGGCUUUGGUGAGUAUUAAUGAGCCGACGACGACAAGUCAUGAUAUAUAUCAUCAGCAGCAAGAUGAGUUCAAUACGAAGGCCAGUUUCGGAAAUGAGAGUAAUUUUAUGCUUAUGGAUGAUCAGAAUGAUCCUGCGAAUAUGAGGUCGUGUCAUGUAUUUCUUUGUGGAGCAAAUGAAAGGCCUAGUCAGGGUCUUUCGUUAUCUCUUAGUUCGAAUAAUCCAUCUUCUAUUGGAUUACAGUCUUUCCAACUAAGGCAUCAAGAACAUGAUCAAGCUGGUAAUGAUCACAUGAGGUUUGAUCAUGAGUUCUUGGGACCGAAAUCUGUGCAACACCAUCAUCAGCAACAAGUGAUGCAAGAUGGUUACUUGGAAAAAGUUGCUCCCACCAAUAUACUGCAAUAUCAGCAUCAGCAACAAGGAGGUCAUCAGUUUCAGAUAAGGAGUUCGAAGUAUUUGGGUCCGGCUCAACAGCUGUUAAAUGAAUUUUGUAAUCUUGGAACGAGUAGAAAUGGCCAUGAUCAUCAUCAUGAAUCAAAGAUGCAAAAGACUCAGAAACUCAACCAGUGGAAUCAAGUUGAUGAUGAGAAUAUUGGAACUAGUUCGUCUCUAAACAAACAUUCUUUAUAUUCCCUUGAAUUUCUUGAAUUGCAGAAAAGAAAAACAAAGCUGCUUCAGAUGCUAGAGGAGGUGGAUAGAAGAUACAAGCACUACUGUGAUCAGAUGAAAGCUGUGGUGUCCUCAUUCGAAGCGGUGGCCGGUAAUGGCACAGCUACGGUGUAUUCAGCCUUGGCUUCGAAGACAAUGUCAAAGCAUUUCAGAUGCUUAAGAGAUGGAAUUGUAGGUCAAAUUAAGGCAACAAAGAAAGCUAUGGGAGAGAAAGAGACAGCACCACCAGGGGGCACCCGCGGUGAAACCCCCAGACUUAGGGUUCUUGAUCAAACUUUAAGACAACAGAGAGCUUUCCAGCAGAUGAACAUGAUGGAAACUCAUCCGUGGAGGCCUCAACGUGGCCUACCGGAGCGAUCUGUCUCUGUUCUUAGAGCUUGGCUCUUUGAGCAUUUCUUGCACCCGUAUCCAAGUGAUGUGGAUAAACACAUAUUAGCCCGCCAAACUGGUCUCUCCAGAAGCCAGGUGUCUAAUUGGUUCAUAAACGCCAGGGUGAGACUGUGGAAGCCCAUGGUGGAAGAAAUGUAUGUAGAAGAAACAAAGGAACAUGAGAACAACAUGCAUGGUAAUGCAGAUUCCCCAGAUCACGGAGUCCCGAAUCUUGAUCCUCAUGACAACAAUGAUCUGAUCAACGACAUGAAUCCACACAAUGAGGAUCACAAACCGACACAAGAUCAGCUCGUUCGUAUAGACUCAGAAUGCCUGUCUUCAAUCAUCAACCACCCUGAGAGAAACGAAGCCAAACACAUUCAAGAUCACCUGCACCAGCACCAUCAGCAGCAGUUUGGUCGAAUUUCCGACACAUUUGGAGCCGUUGAGCUGGACUUUUCAGCGUACAAUCACCAAAAUAAUUUCACUAAUGCCAGCGGUGGUAAUGGAGGGGGUGUUUCGCUGACACUGGGCUUGCAGCAGCACGGCGGGCUAGCAUUCUCGCCGACAUCUCAAAGCUCACUUUACUAUCCAAGAGAGCAGAUUGAGAACUGCCAGCAAGUUCAAGUUCAGUAUUCAUCACUGCUUGAUGCAGGCGAAACACAGAAUUUGCCGUAUCGGAAUCUGAUGGGUGCACAAUUGCUUCAUGACUUGGCUGGAUAAUGAAGUAGCUAGACAUAAUUACAAUAUCGGUUAUGAUUCUCGGCAAAACAAACGAUAUGGAGACAUAUUACUAGCUAUGAUAUGUGUAGUAUAAGUACAUAAAGUCUGGUAGCUACCUAGUUUAGACACAUUAUGCAUGAUAGUACUAUGCUUCUUAUAUGUGCUGAUUUUGAAUGCUUAAUUUAUUAGCAGCAUAAUAUAUUAAUAUAUUAAUGAAUAUUGUUAUCAUUGGGAUUUCUGGACACAA
Molecule: messenger RNA, 2749 nt
Organism: Daucus carota subsp. sativus
Lineage: Eukaryota; Viridiplantae; Streptophyta; Magnoliopsida; Apiales; Apiaceae
Product: homeobox protein BEL1 homolog
Exons: 5
Coding region: 472-2502 (676 amino acids)
Biological process (GO): regulation of transcription by RNA polymerase II
Molecular function (GO): RNA polymerase II cis-regulatory region sequence-specific DNA binding; DNA-binding transcription factor activity, RNA polymerase II-specific
Source: RefSeq, a predicted model, not a curated record